Molecule: messenger RNA, 2442 nt
Organism: Harpia harpyja (harpy eagle)
Lineage: Eukaryota; Metazoa; Chordata; Aves; Accipitriformes; Accipitridae
Gene: ASB3
Product: ankyrin repeat and SOCS box containing 3
Exons: 10
Coding region: 561-2198 (545 amino acids)
Biological process (GO): intracellular signal transduction; RNA processing
Molecular function (GO): RNA binding; protein binding; RNA nuclease activity
Source: RefSeq, a predicted model, not a curated record
GCGGUGGAGUCGGGGAGGGCUUUAAGGGUCCCCGCCGCCCUGCGGGUGUUGUCUGUUGGCGCCCACCUGGCUGAGAACUCCCUCAGAGGGUAACGGCUGCAGUCGCGCUAGUUCUGUAACGGGUUUAUGAACGGCCGUAGCGUGGGCUUUUCGGAAAAUCCCCGCCUGUGCCGGGCGCUAGCGAGCUCCUGCUUCUGCCGCAGCUCCUCCGGACCUAAGGCCGUGGAAUUCACCUCAGAAAAGAGGCCCUGCCCUGACGCAGUGCUGCAGCAAAGCCAGCACCCGCUCUUGCAGGUCUGCCGCUGCUGGUCAGUGCGGCAGAGAUGGGCUGGAGGGCUCAGCAGGCUCUGGCGCGGCUGUGUGCUCGGUAGGACCCGUGAUCGUCACCGAGGGGUUUUUACAUCAGCAGAGUGUGCGGGGCUGACGUUCCUCUGUGGCUAGGUUGUGUUGUUUUCCUCUUUUUUUUUUUCACAAGUUUUUACUGAUGGAGUAGUGCCAGCAAGACUUCUAUGGCAUAGAAUAAGUCUGGAAGACAGAAAAAAGGUUUGCCGUACGCAGGGAUGGAUUUCACGGAAGCCUAUUCCGAUCGAUGUUCGGCCGUGGGGCUUGCAGCCAGAGAAGGAAACGUUAAAAUGCUGAGGAAACUAAUUAAGCAGGGAUACAGCAUCGAUGUUCCAGAUAACAGGGGUUGGGUGCCAAUCCACGAAGCAGCAGCUCACAAUUCGAGUGAAUGUCUGAGGCUGUUAGUUUGUGCAGCUCCAUCUGAUGACUACAUAAACUCAAAGACAUUUGAAGGGCUGUGUGCGCUGCACCUUUCAGCACGCCAUGGGUCUUUGGAAAGCAUUCGUGUUCUUCUGGAAGCUGGGGCCGACCCCAAUGAAGUUACCACCGAAGCAACAACCCCGCUGUUCCUAGCUGUUGAAAAUGGACAUGCAGACGUUGUAAAGUUUCUGCUCCAACAUGGAGCAAAUAUUAAGGGACCUCAUUCUUGUUCCGCAUGGAAUUCUUUGCACCAAGCUUCUUUUCAGGAAUGCACUGAGAUAAUGAAAAUACUCCUGGAGAAAGGGGCAAGCAAGGAAUGUAAGGAUGACUUUGGAAUUACACCUUUGUUUGUUGCUGCUCAGUAUGGAAAACUGGAGAGUUUAAGACUGCUUGUAUCCCAUGGUGCAGAUGUAAACUGUCAAGCCAAGGACAGAGCCACUCCCCUGCUGAUUGCUGCACAGGAGGGCCAUGCCGAAUGUGUGGAACUGCUCUUAUCAAAAGGGGCAGAUCCAAAUCUCUACUGCAACGAGGAUAACUGGCAGUUACCUAUUCACGCAGCCGCUGAAAUGGGCCAUAAAAAGAUAUUAGAGUUGCUGAUACCAGUUACUGAUCGGAUUUGUGACAAAGGCAAAGGCAAAGUGAGCCCUGUGUAUUCAGCAGUAUAUGGUGGUCAUAAAGAAUGUUUGGAAGCAUUACUUAAAGAAGGCUACAGUCCAGAUGCUCAAGAGUGCCUUAACUUCGACUGCAGAUCACCCAUGUGUAUGGUCUUCCAAAAAGAGUUUUUUAAUUUCAUUGAUAUUUUCCUGAAAUACGGGAUCACCUUACUUGGGAUUAAUUUGGGAUAUUGCCUGUUCCAUGAAAAGUUUACUUUGUUUCAACGCUUCUUGAAGCUGGGCUGUUCACUGCCUUCUGGGGACCAGUUAUCGGAGUUCCUAAGUUACACAAUUAAAGCGCAUGAGGAGUACAUGGAAUGGCUGCCUUAUCUGCUCUUGGCCGGUUUUAAUCCAGUGAAUUUAAUGCGCAGAUUCUGGAUUUUCUCUGUGAGCGGGAAUGUCCUUAAUUUCAUCCUGGAGUUUACGAACUGGAAGAGACUUCCUCCAGCUGUAGAGCAAGACCUUUCAGACUACAAAGAGAAGUUCCCUUGGACUCCCAAGAGCCAUUUUGCCUUCAUUCCUUCUCUGUUUCAUCUUUGUCGUCUUGAGAUCCGGUCCAUUCUAACGAGUGAACGCCUGCGAUCAGACCGGUUUAUCCGGGAAUUGCCAUUGCCAGCUUGUCUCCAGGACUACCUUCUCUACCUAGAUGUACUGCGAGUCAACGCUAUCCCAGAAGCGGAGGAUUAUCUGAAGCAGAGAGAGGAGGGAGCUCCCUCUACCAGUCACUCCAGUGCUGAAGGUGCAGAGAGGAGGGACACCUGUAACACCUGUGUUAGGUGGUGACUGAACUCUGCAGCUGCAGAUUUUGUAAUGGCAAUUAGCAGACACUGGAGAAGAACUACUGUAAAUAACUGUAGUAAUAAGUCUUUUCAUGCUGUAGUUUUAUACUAUAUCUAGAAGUUUGUUAGAAGUUCUAUGAUUUAUUUGUUUAAAAAGUCUGUUGUAGCUUUCUAAGUCUGUGAACGUUUUCUGGUUUUUGAAAGGAAAUUUUUAACUCUUACGGAGUAAAAUUAGCUUGUUCAAUGAA